Molecule: messenger RNA, 1181 nt
Organism: Radiomyces spectabilis
Lineage: Eukaryota; Fungi; Mucoromycota; Mucoromycetes; Mucorales; Radiomycetaceae
Exons: 6
Coding region: 105-932 (275 amino acids)
Biological process (GO): carbohydrate metabolic process
Molecular function (GO): hydrolase activity, acting on carbon-nitrogen (but not peptide) bonds
Source: RefSeq, a predicted model, not a curated record
GUUCGGGUCUUUUUUUUUUUUGGCCAUAUUUUAUAAUACAUUUGGAGCUGCAUUUUGACGUGUUAUCGUCGAUUUCAUUCUUGCUUUGCUGCAUUACUCAUAAUAUGCCGAAAUCUACGUCCAAAAUACUGGCUUUUCUAGCAUGCAUUUUUAUAUUCAGCCAUAUUGUUUAUGCUGAGGAGAAAGCCUUGCUAUUGCCCGUAUGGAACCAUCCCACGGCGGUGAAUAAAGAUGCACCUGCACCUCAAGCCACCGCUUGCGCCAACCCGGGACAGAUUGCCGUGACAUAUAAUGAAGGUCCCAGUGACGUAACGGCCAAGGUACUUAAUGGGCUCAAAGCAACUCAGGCCAAAGCCAACUUUUUCGUAAAUGCUACCUGGCUCUACACUCAGCAAUAUGCGAUGAUUCUUCAGCGUGCUUACAAUGAUGGUCACUUGAUCGGUAUGACCUAUCGAGCCCCGGGAGAUUCUUCCAAUGGAUUAUCAGACCAACAAAUCCAAUCGGAUGUGACCAAUACCGCUAAAAUCAUUGAAACCUUGAUCGGUGUGGCACCAAAAUACAUACGCUUGCAUUACACGCAACCGGAGGAUAUCCGUCUUGAGAACAUCAUCCGCGCCAUGGGAUACACCUUGGUCGCUUACAACUUGGAUACGCAAGACUACAACUUCAAGCAAGAUCCGGAUGGUAUUGCCAAAUUGUACAAAUCGACGUUUGAGAAACAACUAGAUACGUAUGACUCCAAGGGCUCUUUUAUUUCCAUGCAGUACGAUAUCCCAGAUACCGGAUCGUGGCAGGCCAUUUAUGAUGUCGUCCGUGUGAUUAACGACUCAGGUUACACCAUGGUCAGAAUGGAUGGUUGUUUGAACGACAAACAGCCAUUGUUUUCUUUUCUCAAACAAAACCAAAAGCGGCCGCUUCGUCAAAAUUUGUGAGCGAUAAACAUUCCUUUGGAUCGCCCGGCUACAAGUCUGGCCAGGUGGCCGUGGAAAAGCCUGCCAAUGCUCUGCACAAAGAAGAUGGUGAAGGCAAGGCGGACGCUGAUGCUGAACUCAAUGAUUCCAUAACCAAGUUUUCGUUUGGUUGGUCCUAUUUAUUCCUUGGUAUCAUCUCUGUGAUCUGUGCCAUGGUCGCAUAAAAUAAAUUUUAUAUAAAGCACUCCCAGUCAAUAAAAAAAAAAAAAA